CGAGAAACAACCGGCUGUGCGGGGAACUUCCCGCCGGGGUGGCGAAAUACGACAAAGUAUCAAAGGCAAAAAUGUCUGGGUCUGGUGGAACAAAGCCACUUGUCAUGCUAAAUCUGAAUCAUGUAAAAAUUAAAAUCUGUGUUGCAUCUGCAUGAUUACCAAAAGCUGUCCACUUUUGACCUAAUCGAGAGGCAGUUUCUCAUGCAGGAUAGGCAUGAUAGAACUCGCACAGAAUCUGUCAUGCUAUGUCCUGCAUACCAGACCUCAUGGGUCAUGGAAAACCUGCAUGACAAGUCUGGCAUUCUUCCAGACCCAGACACUUUUGCAUUUGAUACAACGUCCGCGACACUCUACCCUGGGCAUUUCGGAGCCGGGUUUACUUGGCCGAUGGCAGGUGGGUCCGGUCCGAUGUGCUGUCUGGGGACGAGUGGCUGGAGCAUUCUUGGAACGUGGAAGACGCGCAGAACGACAAAGACCCGUUAUCCUGUGUAAAAACAUCCCCACCCCACCAGAGUUGUCAUGCAAUUCUGCAUGCCAAAAAAGUUUCUCAUGCGGAGCGGUAUGAGAAGCAUUUUUUAUUCGUGUUUUGGAAUUUGCAAUGCUAGAAACAGCAAGGUAGGCUCGAUCUGUGAUGCUUCUGAACUAGCUAAACAGGAUAAUUACACUACGAGGACAAACGUGUCAUGCCAAACAACCAAAGCUUGUUGAUUUGUCUAGCAGAUUUCCCAUCUUGUUGACGCUGGUGUGGGGACGUUUUCAAUCAGGAUACCCUUAUAACACGUGGAAUUUUGGAAUCCCGAAGUUAGGCGACGCGGACCGAUACACGCUGUGUUGGGGGGAAAACCCCUCGUACUCCGACCCAGUCUACACCUGGUACAGCCACCACUACAUGAACGUCGGUUGGUUUUCCAUGGAAUUAACGGCGCAGUGUGUGUUGG
Molecule: messenger RNA, 938 nt
Organism: Amoebophrya sp. A120
Lineage: Eukaryota; Dinophyceae; Syndiniales; Amoebophryaceae
Source: the annotation of a GenBank genome assembly